CCCACUCAGGGAGUCAGAGGGACCCGCAGCCCACCCGGAGCGGAUGUAAUAUUUACAUUUUCAUACGUGCUUUUUUUGUUUUUUAAUUUUAAAAUUUCCAUUUUUUUUUCUCCGCUUUUGAACAAUUCGGGUCGAGUGCGUUGUCUUAGCAACUCCUUCGGGCCUGCAACUGCUGCGUUCAAGGAGCCUCCGGAGCUCUUUCCCUUCACCAUGGGGAUCAAAGCCGCGCUUCCCAAAUAUGAGAUCUAUUUCUACAACACGGUGCUUUGUCUGGCCCUCUUCUGGGCCUCCAGCUGGAUCCUUGACCUGUCCAGUUCCAGUGCAAACAGAAAAACGUUCAAAACCAGCGUGAAGCCGGGAUGGUACUACUUUGGGAGGAAGAUGGAUACGGCUGACUUUGAGUGGAUGAUGUGGUUUUCCACCUUCAAAGAGCACAUCCUGUUUGCUCUCUCUGGCCAUGUGCUGUUCGCUAAGAUCGGCUCCAUGUUGGCUCCGCAGUACCGGUCCCUGGUGUACAUGGUGUACGGGCUGCUGGCCGUGUGGACCAGCAUGGGCUGGACCUACGUCACCCUCAUCCUGUCCCACUGCAUUCUGCUCUACAGCAUCUCCUUGGUGAAAAUACGCUGGCUCUGCUUUGUCGCCGGCCUUUGCACGCUCGCCACGUUCAAGUGUGAACCCUUCGUGUCCUGGCAGGCAGGCUUUGUGGAGGGUGACUUUGAGCUACGUCAUGUUCUCUUCUACGGAGGUUGUGGGUUUACAAUCAUGCGCUGCAUGAGCUUUGCGCUGGAGAACUGCGAGAGGAAAGAGGGAAACUACAACAUCCUGGAGCUGCUCAAGUACAACUUCUACCUCCCCUUCUUCUAUUUCGGGCCCAUCAUGACAUUUGAUAAGUUUUAUAUUCAGGCCAACAAGCCGGAGCUGACCAGGAAAGAGGGGGACAUGUGGAACAUCCGUCUGCAGGGCCUGAUUCAACUCGCAUCCAUCAUUGUAGUGGACGUCCUCUUCCACUUCCUGUACAUCCUCACCAUCCCCUCCGACCUGAAGCUGCUGAAGCAUGCGUCUGACUGGGCUCUAGUGGGACUAGCCUACUUUAACCUGGUGUAUGACUGGGUAAAAGCCGCCAUCAUGUUUGGAGUCAUCAACACGGUGUCCAGACUGGAUCAUCUGGACCCUCCCAACCCGCCAAAAUGCAUCACCAUGCUCUACGUGUUUGCGGAAACUCAUUUUGACAGAGGGAUCAACGAGUGGCUGUGCAAGUACGUGUACGAUCACCUGGGUGGGAAACAUGACAACGUGGUGGACGAGCUGGUGGCCACACUGUGCACGUUCGGCGUCACCAUCCUGUGGCUGGGGCCCUGCCCGGCGGUGCUGGUCUGGGCUUUCUUCAACUGUUUUGGCCUCAACUUUGAGCUGUGGACAGCCAGGUUCUUCUCCAUGGAGCCCUUUGCUUCGCUUGAGGCGGCCAUGCCAGAAGCAACAUCCCGCCGGAUCAGAGCCGUCUUCAAUACUUUAAACUUCUGGAGCAUUGUGUUGUACAACAUCCUGGCCUUGAACAGUUUGGACUUCGCCAAGCUGGUUGCAAAGCGGCUGCUUCUUAAAGGCUUCCCUAUAACCACUAUCACCGCCAUGUUUGUGACCUACUGCCUGAUUCAAGUGAUCAAGGAGAGGGAGAGGAGGCUGGCCCUCAUCGAUGACCCUGACCCUCUUCCUCCGGCUCCUCUUCAGAGCGCCGCCACUGCUGCAGCUACACCCGCUGCUGCACCCGCUGCUCCUCCCGGUGCCGCUCAACCAGUCGCGGAUCCAAGCAAGGAAAAAGCAGAGUAGAUGUUUGAUGUUGGCUUUGAUCAUAGCAAAGGAGUAGGAUAUUUGGUCAAAUCAUUUCAAACCAUGAGUUGUGAAUCGAUGUUGCUGCUGAUGUAGAAAACAGCAUUUACUGUAAAUAUGUACCAUCAUUAUAUAAUAAUGUCCACUACCAACUCAGAGUGAACAACAACAAUUGGUGUAACAAAACUUCCUUUUUAUGAAACUUUUCUCAUCAAUGCAAAAAAUAAACUGAAACGAUUUGGUCAAA
Messenger RNA from Gasterosteus aculeatus aculeatus (three-spined stickleback), 2071 nucleotides. RefSeq names its product hedgehog acyltransferase like, b (gene hhatlb). Gene Ontology annotation, biological process: negative regulation of N-terminal protein palmitoylation. Gene Ontology annotation, molecular function: acyltransferase activity. The record is from RefSeq and is a predicted model, not a curated record. Gene Ontology annotation, cellular component: endoplasmic reticulum. Lineage: Eukaryota; Metazoa; Chordata; Actinopteri; Perciformes; Gasterosteidae.